This is a messenger RNA of Tachyglossus aculeatus (Australian echidna), 2561 nucleotides long. RefSeq names its product RBBP8 N-terminal like (gene RBBP8NL). The coding region runs from base 124 to 2235 and encodes 703 amino acids. NCBI's taxonomy places the organism in Eukaryota, Metazoa, Chordata, Mammalia, Monotremata, Tachyglossidae. The record is from RefSeq and is a predicted model, not a curated record. The transcript is spliced from 14 exons. Gene Ontology annotation, cellular component: site of double-strand break. Gene Ontology annotation, biological process: double-strand break repair via homologous recombination; DNA double-strand break processing involved in repair via single-strand annealing. Gene Ontology annotation, molecular function: double-stranded DNA binding; Y-form DNA binding; flap-structured DNA binding.
AGGCUGGAACUCAACACAGAAGUCGAGAGGGGCAGAAACAUGAUGUUAAAGACCAGAAUGGAAUAGCCCUCAGGGCAGCAGCCCCUCCCAGGGUUUGGGAGAGCCAGGCUGAAGGCCCUGGCCAUGGAGAGCUUCACUGAGUCUCUCAGUAGGCUGAAGGACAUCCAUGAGAAGGAAGUCCUAGGACUGCAGACAAAGCUGACAGAGCUGAACACAGAGAAGUGUCGCGACUCACAGAGGAUUGAAGAACUUUUUGCCAAAAACCACCAGCUAAGGGAACAGCAGAAAUCCCUUAAGGAGAAUGUAAAAGUACUAGAAAAUAGGUUGAGAGCGGGCCUCUGCGACCGGUGUAUGGUCACCCAGGAACUUGCCAAGAAAAAGCAGCAUGAGUAUGAGAACUCCCACUUCCAAAGUCUCCAGCACAUCUUCAUCCUUACCAAUGAAAUGAACGGCCUGAAAGAAGAAAACAAAAACUUGAAGGAGGAACUGAAGAGGUUGCGGAACCUGGAGGAAAGGGCCAAGCACCACAGGACCUUAUCCAGAGAAAGCAGCUCCACCCCUGAUUCGCCCUUGUCCUUACUGUCCCCCAUCAACAGGAAAGCCAGUACUGAAAAACCUGUAAGCAGAGAAGCUGAAGAGGAAUAUCUUCCCCGUGCACAGUUGGGAGAAGAAAAGUCAACAGGAUUUAGAACUUCUCCAGUCACUAAAAUUUCCGCUGGAACACCUCUCCCCGAGAUGAGAAUUCUGGAAAUGAACCCCCAGAGGAUAGCCAACCAGUUACACGGGACCAUCGCUGUGGUGAGGCCAGGCUCUCGCUCCUGCCUCUCAGACAGGAGCUCUUCAGAGACAACCACUCCACCGCCCACUAGGAGAAGUCCACCAUCACCACUGGGUGAACGCAGCCUCGCCCUUGAUAGCGGUUACUUGAGAGCCAGUAAACCAGAGUCUCACGAAGUGACUUCGUCUUAUGAGACCCUGAAGCUGACCGCCCGGAGUGAACAGCUCUGCCUCCUCAACCAGCACCUCUCUUUGCAUCGAUUCGGGCUACGGAGUCACUGCCCUUCUUCAGGAAGAGAAAAUAAUUUCUCAACCCAAAUGUUCCAGGCCAAAGAUGUGGAGACGAGAACCCGGAUGCAGGACUGGGAAGAUCAGCCGGCCAUUCUAGAUCUUCCUGGAGCUAUUGUUUACAUGAGGGACCAGCGACUGGAGGGAACACUCCAAUUUCUUGAGCAGAGAGAGAGGCUCCAAUUUCUCCUGGCACAGCAGCAGGAGCGAGAACUACGAAUCCGAACAGAGAGCUCUAGAAACCAAAUUCCAGUUCCCACAGCUCCAGAAGAAAAGCUCCUUUUGCCCCUCCAACUUUCAGACUCAAGGGGCAGAGAAGGCCAUAAGGAGGAAAAUAUGUCAGUGGGACUCCUCAAAGAAACAGACAGAAAUGUGCUUUUGGAGGACACAGACGCGUCUGACCAAGGGGAAACAAAUGAGGCAACUAGAGAGUAUAUGACGGACAAACCUCUAGACCUAUCAGAUUAUGGGAGAGGUCGGGAGGCACCCAAAUUAACCAGUUGGCUCAAAUCCCCCAGACUGGCAGAAGGUCAGUGGCUAAGUCCAAAGUUGGAUGAAAAGGUUUCUCAUCAGAACGUCAAGAUUUUGAAUCCCCAGCCUCCAGAGAGUGAACAUUCUUCAUCCACCCUCGGCAGGCUCCAAGAUCCCAACCAAGGAGAUCCUAAGAGAAGUGAAGAAGGGGCUGCAGACCAAGAAGGAGAAGGAUAUGUGGCUUCCUAUGAUCAGACAGCUUCACCCCAAGAACAUCACCCUAAUAAACUAGCUUCAGGAGAGCCUGAAAAUGAACCAGGAAUAAGACUGAGAUUGUCUCUCCGAACUCAGAAACAAGAAACAGACGCUCAACCAGAGAAUGACGAUGCUGACUCUGUGAAAAGGGAGUCAGAUGAGCCUGACACUUCAGACAGUGAGGUGGCACCCAAUUACAACCCUGGAAUCCUUCAAGACAUACAGGUAGAAGAUCUCAAAUACUUUUGUGUGAAGGAUAAGAUUCAAGGUUUGCAAAAGAAAAGGAAAAGGGGGCAGGAUCCCUGGAUAAAAGCAUCUAAGAAGCCUUUGAGGGGAAAGAAGAAAAUCAAAGACACCCUGACCCAAGCUGAUGAACAGGGAAGUCCAAAGGAGCUGGAUAAUCCCAGUCUCUCUUCCAGCAGUGAAAUCUUUGAGGAGACAUAGCCCAAUAGGCCAGUGAAAGCAAGUUCCGAAGGCUCUUUUCCUUGGGAGUAAUAACCAUUUGCCAGCCAAGCAGCCGAGUCCAGUGGACCUGGCUCUGAAACAGCAAUGAUCCUGGACAAUACAAGUGUCGUCCUUUCCUCCCUUCACUCCCACACCUCAUUUACUGUCCCACAAAUUCCACAGAUCUACUAUCUUCUCACAUCUGGACAAAAGCAAAGCCCAUAAUGGUAGUGAUGAUAUCCUGUGCUGGUAUCUGAAACUGUGCACCAUUUUAAAGGAAAAAGACACUUGCAAUCAGUCAAAGGAAUACCAGGCCUUUACCUGGC